Cladophialophora carrionii CBS 160.54 is the source of this 750-nucleotide messenger RNA. RefSeq lists its product as uncharacterized. The transcript has a single exon. The record is from RefSeq and is a predicted model, not a curated record. NCBI's taxonomy places the organism in Eukaryota, Fungi, Ascomycota, Eurotiomycetes, Chaetothyriales, Herpotrichiellaceae. The coding region runs from base 1 to 750 and encodes 249 amino acids.
AUGUCAAGCAAACCUGUUAUCGUCUUCGUACCAGGAGCAUGGCACACGCCCGACAGCUUUCACCUUGUCACAGCUGAGCUGCAAGCGGCAGAAUACGAGACCAGAGGCGUGGAUCUCGCAUCGGUGGGCGCACAAACGCCACUCAAGGACUUCUGGCCCGACGUCGAAGCCAUUCAACGAGUCCUCAAACCGCUUGCAGACGAAGGGAGAGACAUCGUGCUUGUUGUGCACUCAUAUGGCGGGGUGAUUGGGAACCAAGCGGUACAAGGGUUCGUCAAGUCUGAGCGAGAGAAUGAGGGCAAGAAGGGUGGCAUAUCGCACAUCUACUUCUGCUGCGCCUUCGCGCUGCCCGAGGGUGUAUCGUUGAUGGACGCGCUCAACAAUAAACCCCUACCUUGGUUUCAAAUCAACGACGCUCAGGAUACCGUCACACCAGCAACGCCCAUCGAGACCUUCUACAACGAUGUCAAGGAGCCGGAGAAGUAUGUGAACAUGUUGAAACCGCACAGUUAUCGCACCUUCGCCUCCAAGGUCACCUAUGCUGGUUGGAGACAUGUUCCCAGCACGUAUCUGCUGUGCGAGAAGGAUGAGGCGAUCCCAAUACAUGCACAGAAGGGAAUGGUUGAGGCUGCGCAACAAGCAGGAGCUGAUAUGAAGGUUGAAACUGUCAGUGCGAGCCAUUCCCCAUUUAUGAGCAUGGCCGAAGAGAUGGCACGGUCGAUUAGAAGGGCCGCAGGCGAGACAGUGUAA